AUGGCAGACUUAAUAGAGGGUUUGUUGAAGAUCUGCUGCAAUGAAAGCUUAUGUAAGUGCCUAUCAACUGAUUGCUGCUCAAUUUGCCAAUCUAUGCCAUGCGAUAUAUUUUCCAAUAUUGGCUCCUGCUGCUGUAAAAUGUGUGAAUGCUGCUUACUCCUAUCUUUAGCGAGCAAAACCAUUGAAAAAUACCAAUUUUUGAAGAUUAACUUUUUAUUAGGUUUAUUAUAAUAUAUUGUUAUAUAUAUAUGCAAUGAAUGUUAUAAUGAUAUAACAAUUAAUUAUUAAAUUUUAUAUAACUUCCAUUCAAAAUAUAAGUUUCCAUUUUUUCUUUCAAAAAAGGCUUUUUUAUCGCUCACAGAAGGGAGUUAGCAUCUAGUGCAAUUGGUAACAUAAGUGGGGAUUGUAAAUGCAAGUGUAGAUUUCCAAAAUGUUCAGACUGCGAUCAAAUACUCUUUGCCCACUGCGUGCAAAAGGUAAUUCACAAUACUGCAGGUGUUUCAAUAUGAUGUGAUUAUUGAUGCAAUGGGAUUUCACGUGGUAUUAAAAGAUGUUGUGAUUGCCUCAAUAUAUUUACUUGCUUUGGAAUUCCUAUCAACGAUAAUGUUUAUUAUAAUAGUUACGGCAAUAACUACAACAACAACUACAACAACAACAUUGUCGUCAUUAAUGAGAUGGGUAAUUCAGAAGGUCAGAAGAAUUCAAAUCAAGUAACCAAAAAAGCAGACUCUACGCCUGCUGCUACUGCAAAUCCAGAAUAUUCUCAUACUGCGAAUCCAGAAUAUUCUCAAAUUGAAAUCCAAAACAAUAGCCAAGCAGAAGAAGAAGGAAAUGGAAAAGAAAAUGAAGAAAUGCAAGGGCAAGCUCCUAUGAUUGAAGCUGACGAAUUUUAACUUGGACUAUAUAGUGCCAAUAUGACAGCAGAGAACUAUGUAUUAAAGUUUCCUUUUAUUCCCUAACUUGUGACGUCACCUUCUUGACUGCAUUUACCUCUCACUUUUCUUGAUUCCUGCGAGUGUGCCUAAGAGUCGCUCGCUCCAUCAUGAGUUUAAUUGUAAAAAUCUUUGCCUCCUAAAAAAUAAAGGAUGAUAUCCUGAGGCUGCGCCCUCCUAUAAUUGCUUUCCUGAUAUAUAGCGUCUUUCUUAAGAUGGCGCAUUGCGCGCCAUCUUAAGAAAGGCGCUAUAGCUGGGUAAUUUUCGCCAAUCCCAUAAUAAUAAAAAAUUAUAGAUUGAUAGUUCUGGAGAAAGCUUACUAUAGUGACACCAUUUUAUUAUUAAUAAGCUGGCGAAUCAAUUUCUGCAAUAAAUGUCGAAAUUGAAUCGGAUUAA
Molecule: messenger RNA, 1328 nt
Organism: Blepharisma stoltei
Lineage: Eukaryota; Ciliophora; Heterotrichea; Heterotrichida; Blepharismidae
Source: the annotation of a GenBank genome assembly